Messenger RNA from Coregonus clupeaformis (lake whitefish), 612 nucleotides. RefSeq names its product vacuolar protein sorting-associated protein 26B-like. NCBI's taxonomy places the organism in Eukaryota, Metazoa, Chordata, Actinopteri, Salmoniformes, Salmonidae. The coding region runs from base 1 to 612 and encodes 203 amino acids. Gene Ontology annotation, biological process: retrograde transport, endosome to Golgi; intracellular protein transport. Gene Ontology annotation, cellular component: retromer complex; endosome. The record is from RefSeq and is a predicted model, not a curated record. The transcript has 5 exons.
AUGCAUUUACAUAACUUUCUGAGGGCAACUGUAAGCCGGAGACUGAACGACAUCAGUAAAGGAAUUGACAUUGUCGUGCACAUGCUCAGUAUGUACCCAGAACUCAACUCGUCGAUCAAGAUGGAAGUGGGAAUCGAAGACUGCCUACACAUCGAGUUUGAGUACAACAAGUCCAAGUACCACCUAAAAUAUGUAAUUGUGGGGAAGAUUUACUUCCUGUUGGUACGGAUCAAGAUCAGACACAUGGAGAUUGACAUCAUCAAGCGAGAGACGACUAGCACGGGCCCAAACGUGUACCAUGAUAACGACAUCAUAGCCAAGUAUGAGAUUAUGGACGGAGCACCAGUGAGAGGGGAGUCCAUCCCUAUUCGACUAUUUCUGGCUGGCAAUGAGAUCACUCCUACGAUGAGGGACAUCAACAAGAAGUACUCUGUGUGGUACUACCUCAACCUGGUGCUCAUAGACGAGGAGGAGAGGCGUUACUUCAAACAGCAGGAGAUCCCUCUGUGGAAGAGGGGGGGCGUAGUGAGGAAGAGCAUGUCCCACCAAGCGGCCAUCGCCUCGUCCAGUGAAGAGAAAGCCCUUGGUCAUGCCCAGGCUAAGGAACAGUAG